Molecule: messenger RNA, 665 nt
Organism: Scleropages formosus (Asian bonytongue)
Lineage: Eukaryota; Metazoa; Chordata; Actinopteri; Osteoglossiformes; Osteoglossidae
Gene: ndufs4
Product: NADH:ubiquinone oxidoreductase subunit S4
Exons: 5
Coding region: 80-592 (170 amino acids)
Biological process (GO): electron transport chain
Cellular component (GO): respiratory chain complex I
Source: RefSeq, a predicted model, not a curated record
UGUCCUAACGCCAUCGCGAUGCUGGAGAAGUGUGUACCUUGUCGGCUGCCGUAGUUAUUGUUGCGUUUCGUUGAUAAUUAUGGCGUCUUUGAUGUUGGGCUUGGUUUUGAAGCGAUGUGUUGUCCUGAAUUCUGGUUCAAAGUUAUUGCUAAACCCUGCCAGGUUGACCAGCACAUCAGGAUGGAGCCUAUCGGAGAGCAAAGGGGACAAGUCUGAGGUCAUCACAGUCGAUGAGAAACUGAACAUCGCCCCAUUAACUGGAGUGCCCGAGGAGCACGUGAAGACCCGAAAAGUCCGCAUUUACGUACCCACUCGCACAGCCAUGCAGUCUGGAGUGAAUAACACCCACAAGUGGAAGAUGGACUUUGACACUAGAGAGCGAUGGGAGAAUCCUUUAAUGGGCUGGGCCUCCACGGCUGAUCCUUUGUCCAACAUGGUCCUCACUUUCAGUUCAAAGGAGGAUGCUGUCGCAUUUGCUGAGAAGAAUGGCUGGAGUUAUGAUAUACAAAAACAGAGGAUGCCAACACCGAAGUCAAAAUCAUAUGGAGCCAAUUUCUCUUGGAACAAAAGAACACGGGUGUCCACAAAAUGAGAAAUUACUGUAUUUUGUAUGCCCUACACCUGUAUGUAAGUGUUAAUAUUCAUAAUAAAGUUACUUACAAGAA